AGUAAAACGGAUUUCUGGCCUCAAAAGCACUACAAUGAAUGGAGUAGAGUGAGAGAGCUUGUUGGGGAAUCAGCAGAGGAGAGUCGUCGACUGCAAUUCCAUGGCAUUGAUCUAUGGAGUCGCCUCUCUGCAGUCGAAGCCUUCACCUCCAACACCUCUUCUUCCAAAACACAGAAAUCUCUUCUUUAAGCUUUCCUCCUCGCAAAGCCCACCACCCGCAAACCAGCUUUCUUCUUCUUUCAGAGCUGCUGCUCGAUCAGAAGGAACAGGAGGAGGAGUAAAAGAGGAGGACCCUCCUGAUUUCACAGUGUCUUUUUCUUCUGCACAAACUCAGCUGGAUCUCUUGGAACAGCUGACUUCCACCAGCUCUUCUAGUGAUGGUUAUGAGAGUGAUGGGAGCUCUCUGAAACCUACGAUUCGUGAUCAGCUCUCUCAGUUAGUUGGAGACAGAGAAGGAGAGGAUUUCAGUAUUCCAUUAGGUAAAAAUCUAAAGAAGGUGAGCCCAAAAUUCUUAACCAUAUCACAGAAGAGAAACAUCAAAAGGCAGGCAUACUUGAAUGAAGUGUCUCAGAGGAAUGAUACAGUUUUCUUUGCCACAAUUGGAGCAUUUGUAAUUCUUCCCCCACUUGUUAUAUUAGGGAUUGCUGUAUUAACUGGUUAUGUACAGUUUUUUCCAUGACUUGGAAUCAUUAGUUCAUAUAAGGAAUUAGGAAAAUUUCUGCAAAUACGUAGAUUUGCCAUGUCCAAGUAAUUAGGCUUCUUUCAAGAUAUAGAGGACUGUGAGCACCUGUUCUCUGAUCUAUAAUAUGUGAGAAGAAGCUAUAUCUUUCAAUGAGAACAGAUAGUAUGAAUAGGCAUGACAUAAUUCCCUUAUGAUUCUCUGUCUACCAUUUUUGCAACUUUGAAGGAGAAUUUUCCGUUUAUGUACGGAAGCUAAAUCCUUUUCCAUUUUUUCAUGAUUCUCUUCUUUCGAUCCAUGAGAAAGCAUAUUAUGUACUCAUCAUUGUUGUAGAAAAAUGUCAUUCCUCCACUUUCUCAA
Nelumbo nucifera (sacred lotus) is the source of this 1039-nucleotide messenger RNA. Its product is annotated as myosin-G heavy chain-like protein. The record is from RefSeq and is a predicted model, not a curated record. Gene Ontology annotation, cellular component: chloroplast. NCBI's taxonomy places the organism in Eukaryota, Viridiplantae, Streptophyta, Magnoliopsida, Proteales, Nelumbonaceae.